Messenger RNA from Coregonus sp. 'balchen', 5933 nucleotides. The record is from the annotation of a GenBank genome assembly. NCBI's taxonomy places the organism in Eukaryota, Metazoa, Chordata, Actinopteri, Salmoniformes, Salmonidae.
AUGAGGAACCUACUGAUAUUCACCAUCCUCUCCUUCAUGACAGGUAAUAAGCUUGUUAUUGCACUCUAUAACAAUGUAAUAACACCCAGUUAGUCUUCUUAUAAAGACUUUUACUCUAGAGUAUGGACUACCAAUUUGUUUGGAUAAUAUGAUGCCACCACUGUUUAAAAAUGUCUAAUCUCAAUGCUGAUAGCUGCAUUAUUGAGGAACGUUUUUACUUCCUAGGACUGUGAUAUGGGGUAGUUUUAUCUACCUUAGUUGAAUGCAGUGACUGUAUAAGACCGCUUGCUAAAUGACCGAAAUGUAAAUGGCAAUCUCAGAUUGUGUGAGCUGCCUUGAAGUGGAAGGAUACCCAGGAGGAACUGUCAUCUUCAACUGUAAAUACCCAGACGCAUAAAACAGCAACCAGAAAUAUUUCUGUAAGAAGUCCAGCCAGAGUUGUGAAGAGAAAAUUAGAAUUGAGACAAAGAAGACCUGGGAGAACAAGGAUAGAUUCUCUCUAAAAGACACUGACAGUAAACUCUUCACGGUGGUCAUCGAAAAACUGCAUUAUAGCGAUGAAGGAUACUACUACUGCGAUGUGGACACACCAGACAUACCGUCAACUUGCUGUAGGACUAAGGUGGAGCUGGAAGUAAAGGAAGGUGAGGAAAAUUAUUUUAACAGUCUAAUUCCCUGUGUGAUGAGAAUAGCUAGUCACGGCGGUCAGUCAACUAAGGGCGAAAGGAGAGACUGAGGUUAUUAAUAAAGGCUGAGGUUGUUUCCAUUGACAGAUGACUGCUGUAGGAGAUCAUUCACAGAGACUGCCUAUCUGGGAGGAAAUGCUACCAUCAGCUACAAGUAUCCAAAUGACCAUAAGGACAGCAUCAAGUAUUUCUGCAAACAAGAUGGUCACUUCACCUGUAAAUACAAUAUAGAUUUACAAUCUGGAAAAGAAUCAAACAAACAAGGUAGUUUUUUGUGUCUGACAAGAGAGAGUCUUCACUGUGACAAUCACCAACCUGACUGGGGAGGAUACAGGGAUAUACUGGUGUGGUGGGAAACUACUGCCUACAUCACCCUGAUCACUGAAGUACAACUUAAAGUUAUUAAUGGUGAGUGUAAGCAUUGCUUUCUAUGAUGAGUGUGAUAGAAGGAGUCAGGCGCAGGAGGGUAAAUCACAGAAUACAGAGUUUAUUCCAUCGUACACAAAUGCGCUGGAUAGCGACACACGGAAACAGGCACAGGAAACUAUCUACCCUGGCAAUACACGGUACGGGAUACUCCACCAAUAUACAGGCACAGGGGAAAUAUCUACCCCGGCAAUACAAAGGGAGAGUAGCUACACCGAGCUACACUACUCUCACAAAUAACAAUCACCCACAAGGACAAGGGGGGCAGAGGGAACACUUAUACACUGACUAAUGAGGGGAUAAGAACCAGGUGUGUGUAUUUGACAAGACAAGACAAAUGGAAUGAUGAUAUAUGGAGCGGCAGUGGCUAGUAAGCCGGUGACGACAAACGCCGAAGCCUGCCCGAACAAGGAGGGGAGGCAGCCUCGGCAGAAGUUGUGACAGCUUUCAUAUCAUCUACUUGUCACGAUCGUCGGGAACAGAGGCGGACCAAGGCGCAGCGUUGAAGGCAAACAUACUCUUUAUUUAGUGAUUACACAACAAAAAUAACAAAACGAUAACGUGACGUCCACGGUCUAAACACAAACCACACUGGAACAAGAUCCCACAACCACUGUGGGAAAACAGCCUGUCUAAAUAUGGUUCCCAAUCAGAGACAACCAGCAACAGCUGACACUCGUUGCCUCUGAUUGGGAACCACUCUGGCCAACCUAGAAAUACAACUACUAGAAAAACAAAUGAAACUCACACCCUGGCUCAACAUACACGUGUCCCCAGAGCAAGGGCGUGACAGUACCCCCCCCUAAAGGCGCAGACUCCGACCGCGCCAACUAAAUACCACAGGGGAGGGACCGGGUGGGCACUCCGCCUUGGCGGCGGAUCCGGCUCCGGGCCUGAUCCCCACUCCCUCUCCAACCCCCCAAAGUACCCCUGGUCCGGUCUGGCCCCGCUGGCCGGAGCUGGACUGCACACUGGUGGAACGGAUUGCUCUAGCUCCGGCGUGAAGCAGCUGACCGGUGCCGGACCAGGCACCGGUGGAACAGGCACGGGCCGUGCCGGACUGACGACGCACACCACUGGCUUGGUGUGGGGAACAGGCACGGGCCGUGCCGGACUGACGACGCACACCACUGGCUUGGUGUGGGGAGCAGGAGCGGGCCGGACCGGGCUGGCGACGUGCACCAUUGGCCUGGUGCGGGGAGCAGGAACAGGCCGGGCCGGGCUGGCGACGCGCACCAUAGGCUUGGUGCGGGGGGCAGGAGCGGGCCGGACCGGGCUGGCGAUGCGCACCAUUGGCCUGGUGCGGGGAGCAGGAACAGGCCGGGCCGGGCUGGCGACGCGCACCAUAGGCUUGGUGCGGGGAGCAGGAACAGGCCGGGCCGAGCUGGCGACGCGCACCAUUGGCUUGGUGCGGGGAGCAGGAACAGGACGGGCCGGGCUGGCGACGCGCACCAUUGGCUUGGUGCGGGGAGCAGGAACAGGACGGGCCGGGCUGGCGACGCGCACCAUUAGCUUGGUGCGGGGAGCAGGAACAGACCAGACCGUACUGGGGACACACACCACUGGCUCUACGCAGGGAUCUGGAACGGGCCGGACCGGACUGGUAACACACCCCAGUACCUCUCGCUGUGCCUCUACACCUUCCUUCCCCUCUUUGACCAGUGGCCCCCGUAACCUGGCGGCCUCCUCUGCCAACCCGCUGGGCCGCUCUAUCGCGGUCUCCUGCUGCCCCGUCGUCCACGGCGUUAGCCCCCCCCUAAAAAAAUUCUGGGCUUCUCUCCUACCCGUGGACCAGGUCUCCAUACUUUCCGCCAGCCUUUCGCCCUUCUGCUUCCACGUCAAGCCCCUCUCUUGCUCACCCGGCUUGACCCAGUCGAGGAGGCGCUGGAUAUCCGCCAGAGAUUUCCCUGGCGAUGGCUCCCUGCUUGGUCCAGUUCUGGUGGGAUCUUCUGUCACGAUCGUCGGGAACAGAGGCGGACCAAGGCGCAGCGUUGAAGGCAAACAUACUCUUUAUUUAGUGAUUACACGACAAAAAUAACAAAACGAUAACGUGACGUCCACGGUCUAAACACAAACCACACUGGAACAAGAUCCCACAACCACUGUGGGAAAACAGCCUGUCUAAAUAUGGUUCCCAAUCAGAGACAACCAGCAACAGCUGACACUCGUUGCCUCUGAUUGGGAACCACUCUGGCCAACCUAGAAAUACAACUACUAGAAAAACAAAUGAAACUCACACCCUGGCUCAACAUACAAGUGUCCCCAGAGCCAGGGCGUGACACUACUCAGCACAGUUUCUUUUCCCUUCAAUUUAUUUAGAUUUUAGACAACAGAGAAAUAAGGCCUACUAGUAUCUUGGUCACAAAGCAACUAUUUUUGUGUUGCUUUGAAUAUGCAGAGUAUGAAACAUAAUUCUCUAGAAUAGCCUUCCAUAGUACAAAUACAGUCAGCACUUCCUGUUGUGUUGCUAAAAUUCCUUCUCAAAUAGUUUUUCCUUGAUUCCUUGUGUCCACUUUCUUCGCCUCCUUCUCCAAACGCAUUGCAGGAGAUACUCCAAGGUCCCUCCCCUCUGACCUUUUCCUCCAAUGUGUUUUGAGAAGGAGGCGAAGAGAGAAGACACAAGUAAUCAAGGAAAGACACAUUGGGAAAGACCCUUUUCUUUUUGUCACUUCUUGUGGCGAAUCGUUCUGUGGUGUGCUAAGAUUUCUGGGCAUGCUCAGUCAUGAGAUUGUGGUCUGUGAAGGAGUUGGGGGUUUUGCCAGUUCCUUUUUACACUUCAAUUGUAGUCUUUGCGCUGUGACGUCAACCACAAUCUGUACCAUGUCCAGCUGCCUAUUGGUCAUUUCAACCAAUUAACUGUCUUAUGUUAUCAUCACCAAAGAUCUGUGGGGCUACUGUAUUACUCCAUAAUUCAUAUUUUCUUGUGAUAGGAGACUGUCUCUGUGAACAGAUUAUGUUUAAUGUUAAGUGGUUCGAGCACUUGACCACUGCCGAUUAUAUUUUUUUUUAUAAAGUACGAUUUGCAUGUGAACAUCAUCAACGUCAUGUAUUGCACCUCUAUAAUGGUUGUCGAUUGUAUGUGUGCCCACUCUUUGUGUGGCUGUAAUAGUGGAAAGCAGUUAAAAAAUGUCCAAUCUUUUUGUGUCUCUAACCAUUACUUCACGCAAGACAACAGCAGUGACCACCACCACAGUGACCACCACCACAGUGACCACCACCACAGUGACCACCGCAGUGACCACCGGAGUGACCACCACACUGAACACCAUGUCUCCUGCAUCUUCAUCCAUGUCACCAUCAACGCUAACGGGUAAAGACAAUGUCACUUUGAUAAGUACAUUUGGUUCUAGGGCAGGUAGCCUAGCAGAUAGGAGCGUUGGGCCAGUAACCGAAAGGUUGCUGGUAUGAAUCCCCGAGCUGACCACAUGAAAAAUCUGUUGAUGUGCCCUUGAGCACGGCACUUAACCCUAAUUGCUCCUGUUAGUUGCUCUGGAUAAGAGCCUCUACUAAAAUGUAAAACAAUUUUCUCUUCUUAACAGCUUGCCAAUACAUAGGAGUCUUUUGAAAUAUAGUUUAACUUUGAGUCUCAAAGUUUGUUCCGCUGCAUAUUGAUUCACUAAGUUACACUGAAAGGACUAUAUGUAAGCAGAACAGAAGAGCUGAUUGCAUGGGGUCUACUCUCUUGCUCUUUGUGUGUGUGUCUUCCAGGCAACUCUGUGGUCAUCAUUGGGUUCUAUAUAGUACCAGAAAAGGGUUAUAUAUAGUACCAGAAAAAGGUUCUAUAUAGUACCAGAAAAUGGUUCUAUAUAGUACCAGAAAAGGGUUCUAUAUAGUAGCAGAAAAGGGUUCUAUAUAGUAGCAGAAAAGGGUUCUAUAUAGUACCAGAAAAAUGUUCUAUAUAGUACCAGAAAAUGGUUCUAUAUAGUACCAGAAAAGGGUUCUAUAUAGUAGCAGAAAAGGGUUCUAUAUAGUAGCAGAAAAGGGUUCUAUAUAGUACCAGAAAAGGGUUAUUUGGCUUGUAAUGAUAGAGUGCCCCUAGAUACCCUUUUCUGAACUUCAAAGAACCAAGUAAGGGCUCAAAGGAUUUUUUGAGUCAUGAUGGUUCCACACAGAACUAUCACCCUUACCAAAAAACGCUUGAAGAACUCUCUUUUCCAAGUGCGCGCACACACACACAUACACACACGCCAUGUACAAGUUGCUAUCCUUUGUUCCUUACUGGGAAGUAGAGAACUCAAGGUGAAUAGUGAGGGGUGUGCUGACUGUUGGUGGAAAUGCAGGUGUGACAGUUUUCCUCUCUCUAAUUCUCUCCCUAUGAGUGAUGUGUUUCUUGUGUUCCACAGGAGCUGUCUCCUCAACACACAGGGUGAGAGCAGAUGUUGGGAAUAAUAUAAAGGUUAGUGUGUGUGUGUGUCUGUGUGUGUGAGAGAGAGAGAGAGAGAGAGAGAGAGAGAGAGAGAGAGAGAGAGUUUAUGUAAGUGUGUGUCAAACUAUGUCCUCCCCUUCAGCAUGUACUCCUCAUCCUCUUCUUUCUUCCUCUUCUCAUUCUCCUCCUCCUCUUCCUCCUCCUCUUCCUUCUCUCCAGGGUGGCCAUGGUGAAAUAAAAGUGCAUCCCCUACAGCUAGACUCAGGUCCGGCGACCACCACCAACUUACCCACACACCCAUCUGACACUACGCCAGUGUCAAGUUCCACAAGAACUCCGGCAGCCCCAACGAAACCACCGCCGCCAUCGCUAACGAGGGCACUUCUUCCACUGACUGCGCCACUGUGAGCUUUGGUCGAAGCCCGCCUACUCUAUUCACCCUGACCAAUGAAUGA